GUAGAUGAAGUGAGAAGGAGAAAAAAAAGCAGAAGCCAAAACAAGAACGGUGGCGUUUGGCGUGGAGCGUCGUUUCUACACGAACCGACCACCACUCUGGCUGAGGGAAGAAUGCUUGAAAACAAGAGAGAGAGAUUGAAAACCUUCCUCAGGAAGAUCGACGAGAAGGCCAUUGUCAGAAUCAAGCACUUCAUGAAAGAGAGCAACUACCCAGUAGAGAGCAGUGGUGGUGGCGGGCUGCCGGCCAAAGUGAAGAAAAGCAGGAGCAGCUUAAGCAAUGGCAGCAUCAAGAAAGUGGAGACCAGGAAAACCUUGAGCCUGGAGGCUGCCCAAAUCGAGAUCCAGCAACAACAUAAAACCCUCACCAGACAAGUAGCCAUCAGGUCGCAGACGUUUGAUGUUGACAGCAGAGGCUUUGAGAGGACAGAAGGCACGGGCACACAAAGUAGUUUCAUAAAGCACAACAAGACAUUCCACAAGUUGUUUCCCGACAUUCCUGAGAGUGAAGACUUGAUACAUGCAUACAUCUGUGCCCUGCAGAAGGAAGUGCCCUACCAUGGUCGGCUGUACAUCACAGACACCCAUGCCUGUUUCUACUCUUCAGUCUUACUCAAGGACACUAAGGUAGUGAUUCCAGUUUCCUGCAUACACAUAGUGAAGAAGCAGAACACAGCUUUGCUGGUGCCCAAUGCCUUGUCGAUCCGUACUACAGAAGGAGACAAGUACUUGUUUGUGUCGCUGCGGAACAGAGAAUCAUGUUAUCAGCUGCUGCGUUCAGUCUCUCCUCAGAUAGAGGAUGGUAGCACAAAUAGUAGCCCUGUCUUCUCUUCAGCCGAGAACAGCUUUGACAAGAGCAAACUUGUGAACUCCAGUCAGUCCAGUCUAGACGACAGUUUCGACCAGUUCGAUGGCUCUGAGUCUCAGUCUUUACAGGACCAGCCUCUGCCUAGACCACACAAAGAGGCAGUGCCUAAUGGAAACGGCUCUGCUUUCAGGACCCUGCACAUGCAGCAGAGUGAUAGCUCGUCUUCUUCAGAGGAGCUGUCCACAUCAGGUGGAUCGUGGGUUUGGAAUGUGACAGAAAAAGCCAAGUCCCUGCUGGUUCAGAGAGAGGCCAGCACCCUCAACACUCUACUUUUCAUUUACUUGAUUUUGGUUGUGCUGCUGCUGCUGUCUUCAGGCUACAUUGGCUUGCGUAUUGUGGCCCUGGAGGAACAGCUGACAUCCCUAGGGGCACUGCCUGAGUUCACUCUACAGAGCGGGUACCCCCAAGACACAUAACACUCAGUGACUGAAGGAGAGAUUGGUUGACUCAUGAAUGGAGGAUUAUUUUGGCGUCUUCCCAGCAGAACCCAGCAGGAGAAACUUGAUUGUACUCAAGACUGUGCUGAGCUGUUGGCUUGAGGAAGAGUGGCCAACCUGUGCAAUUUCAAAGACAACUUGUUAACUUGAAGGGCUAUACUUCCUCCUAGUGCAGUUAAAAAAAAAAAAAAGGACAUGCCACGACUUAGUCACACAGAGCCAAGCCAAAAUGCAUACACACUGCCUGGUUGCAGCGUGUCUGUCAUUCAAACCAAAGCCAAACGGCUCUAACUCAGCAAGGUGCCAUGCUAGCCAAGUUGAUGGGCACUUUCCUGGGGAAAAAAAAAAAAAACUGUUCCACAGCUGUGAACUUAUGUUACCCAUUGUCCUUCAUACAUUUUCCUCUCCCUGAGCAUGCAGUCUGAACAGGGCUAUACCAAUCAGCAUUAGCCUGCUGUAGUGCUUAUUAUUGCACCUCAACACAGGAAACGUAGUGCUAUGCAUAGCCAAAGAUGCACACUGUGCACGUCUAUUGCAUGAGUGCACGGAGAUGACUUUUAAUUGAUUUUCUAUCUCUUAUUUACCCUUCCAUCUAUCUGCAGUAUAUACACAUCUCUGUUUGACUUCAGUAACCUUUGGGUACUUCUCUUCGAGUGGCUCUUCUUAAUCAGCUGUGGGUUGAAAUGAUGAUAGCUGAGAUCUCUAAUUCAGAUCAGCCCAUGGAGGCUUGAUACUCUCCUGAUGGUCUUUAUCCUUUCUCUCUUUCUCCAAUCAGAAAUGAUUGCAGUAUUACCUUUCCUCGUGUUUGGCAUGAUUUAAACGUGUUUAAUGAUCAAUGCUCAGAGGUUCUUUCUCCAGUCUCUACUGGAUGAAUGCAUCAAUCAAUGCACAAAUAUUUAGAACAAUAGGACACGAGGAGGUUAUCUCAGAGGCAUCCAUGUGUCUUUGUGAACAACUUUUCUAUGACUUUGGUCUUCAAAAGUAGACUUAAAAUCUGUCUGCUUCAGUCUGUUGAUGUAUUGUCUACCAAGAAAAAGACGACCAUGUUGUGUUAAAGUAUAAACCUCUCUCCUUGACAGGCCUCUUGAGGACCAAGUGGCAUUUCUAGAAUUUUUCAGGUUAUUUAAAGUAGCACCGAUAAUGUAUUUCUAAUGUUCAUGCAUGUGUCUGCAAAAUUGACACUUGACUGAUACUGUAUAUGCAUUCUCACUCUAAUCACCCAGAGUGGAGAAUAUACAAAUACACUUGCUGUAAGGUCCAAGGUUUCAUCAGCAAGAGCAAGUGGUCCCAAAAAGAAAUUUCAAUAUGCAACAAAUUAUUAUGCAUGGCAAAAUGUAAUUUAUCUUUGUGUGCUGUUUUUAAAUGGAGCUUGAUGUUUUUGGGGAAGAAAUUAUGUAAGAAGGAAAAAAAAAAAAGUUGUGAGUGAAAGGAACAGCUCAAGUGAGCGAGCGCACUUUAGAAAAUGUGUUGUGCCUGUCACAAUCCAUGACACUGUGUUUGGAUUGAGAAGAAAUGGCAAAGCUGGUGUUCUGUGGUAUCAGACGGUGCUAAGACCUUUUUAAAAAAUCGUUUUCACUCAGGGGUGGUGGGCACUACCUGCCACGUGGUUUUAGGUUUUCAUCUUUUCCUUUGUCAUUUCAACGUUUAGUGCUCAUGAUGGGGUUCACAUUCUGUACAUCUUGGCUUUGGUGGCUUCUCAAAUGUCCCUAUGAGAAAAAAUACUUCUUUUCAUCGCGAUUCACUUGACUUUACUAACUGAUAUAACUGUAUUGAGCUUCUCAGAAUGCUUGAUUUUUUUUUUUUUUUUCCCCUCUUAUGACCCUUUUCAACUGACCUAACAAUGCAUAUCCACGCCACAUCUCAGUGAUUUGACAUCACCCUUGUUGUGGAAACUCUUCUUGACCAGAUGUAGCGGAUGGGUUUACUUUUGCUACACCCUGUUUCAGGAGAGUCCCAUUCAUAAUGUUUCGCUAAGGGUUUUUUGUCAACAUGCCAUAUACAGUACCGUCAGUUUUUAUAAUCCCCCACCAGGGGGUAGCACACAUCCACUGUCCUCGAAUGGACUCAAUGCAAGAAUCUCAAUGAUGAGGGCAGUAUUUGUGUGGUUUUGCACUAUUCAAAGUGUUGUAAAUAAUUUUGUAUCGGUUGUUAAUGUCCUUAAUUCUACUAUGGUCCUAUAUAUAUAUAUAUAUAUUUAUUUGCAUUCUGUGUAAUUCAAAGUAGUCUCUGUGAGAUGGCUUUGCUAUUGUUAAAAAUAAAUCAAAUGUUGCAAAGUAAAUAA
This is a messenger RNA of Lates calcarifer (barramundi perch), 3583 nucleotides long. Its product is annotated as GRAM domain-containing protein 2B. The record is from RefSeq and is a predicted model, not a curated record. NCBI's taxonomy places the organism in Eukaryota, Metazoa, Chordata, Actinopteri, Centropomidae.